AUGUAUCCUGUUAUGCUUCGUACGUUCACGCAUAUACUUCGUGACGAAUACGGACUGCGUAGUGCGCAACAAGUUGAUGUAUAUGAACAAGUUGGGAUUAUACGUCUAAUUAGACCUAAUCCGAACUACAAUAACGGUAAGUGGCAUCACGUACUGAAUUUGACCCAGCAUCCGUUGUUUGAGAACUGCAUAGGUGUGAUUGACGGCAUGCACGUCAAAGCUAUCUUGCCGCGGGACGAACGAGUAAAUUUUAUCGGAAGCAAGGGCAUUUCAACACAGAAUGUUCUUGUAGCAUGUGAUUUCAAUUUGUGUUUCACAUUCGUGCAUGCAGGGUGGAUGGGGACCACGCAUGAUUCCCUCAUGUUGGCUCGGGCCAUACAUAGUCCCAAAAUUGAUUUUCCGAAGUCUGCCCCUGGAAAAUAUUAUCUUGUCGAUUCAGGAUUUGUCCAUAGACCUGGGUACAUGGUUCCGUAUAAGGGUUUAGAUAUAUUGUAUCAUUUUCAGCAAUUCUACGAUGGUCAAACAGGUGCCAGACGGAACUUUUGCAAUGCACAUGAGAGAUUUAACUUCAGGCAUUCGUCAUGUCGAAACGUUAUUGAAUGCGCAUUUGGAGUGUGGAAAAGUGGAUGGAAAAUACUGGAUCGUAUGCCGAGUUACAAUUUCAAAGUACUGACUGCUGUUGUCUUAGCGACAAUGGGUAUACACAACUUCCUCAGACGGGCAGGAGUUGUGGAAAAAGCGUUCACAAGAGCGGAGACAGAUCCUGAUGCGGCGGAGGUAGAACUUCCAGACGAGCAAGAACAAGCCGCUGCUGAAUUUAAUGCUCCAGAAAUGCAACGAAAUGAAAGGGAUCGCUUUCGAGAUUAUUUGGCUCAACGUCAUUGA
Molecule: messenger RNA, 885 nt
Organism: Olea europaea var. sylvestris
Lineage: Eukaryota; Viridiplantae; Streptophyta; Magnoliopsida; Lamiales; Oleaceae
Exons: 2
Coding region: 1-885 (294 amino acids)
Source: RefSeq, a predicted model, not a curated record